AUUUGAAUAAUAGUAUUAUGUCGGGCGAACAGACAACAACACAAACGGAAACCGAGCAGCCCGCUUCAGGAGGAAAUGAUUUCUCUGUCAUCAAGAACCACAUGAUGAGGGACGGGAAAGCCAGUAUCAUGUUCUUAGCAAGAUCGUUUGCUGCGAUAAACGGGUUUACCUUCGCUAUUGCAUCGUUCUUCAACCCUGUGCUCGCGUACGCUUGCUUCCAACGUCUAAUGUUUGCGUUUGGUUUGGCUUCAGUAAUCAGGCUUAGUCAGCGGCUGGGGCCAGUGCAGUUCACAAAGCAGUACAUGAUAAGCGUGGUACUGGAAGAUAGCGCGCACUACAUGCUGUUUGCGUGUAACUUCUACGCGCACAAGACAACAACUGUGAUCGGUGUUAUACCUACUUUGUACUGCUUGCUUCAAGCCACUGCUUUCUUACUUGCUAUGUUACAGGAGUGUCACAACCCCACGUGGGACAUACUGAAAAGACAGCUGAACAAAGUUAAAGAAAAUCAGCAGCAGUUGCUCAGGGUCGUUGCUUCAGCCGAAAUAUUUGUCAUGCCAGUCGUCAUUAUACAACUAUUUACUGGUCAAUGUGGAUCCAUCCUAACCCCGCUAGUUUACUACCAGUUCCUUAUGUUACGGUACAUGAGCAGACGUAACCCUUAUGUCAGAAAUGCGUUCACUGAGCUGAAGAUGGCGAUAAAUCAGCUGCUAUACAAGCCUGCCUGUCCCGGGAUCAUCAGAACUGUCAUUACUAAGGUGAUGGGAUUGAUAGAGAAGCUCUCGCCCAUGACAUACGAACAAGCUCAAGCCAGUUGAAAUGUUAGAUAACAUGUUCGUGAGAAUCACUUUGUCACGCGCACGUGAUCAACAUGUCACGUGUGACGA
Bolinopsis microptera is the source of this 887-nucleotide messenger RNA. RefSeq names its product transmembrane protein 33-like. Bases 18 to 818 code for a protein of 266 amino acids. The transcript is spliced from 8 exons. NCBI's taxonomy places the organism in Eukaryota, Metazoa, Ctenophora, Tentaculata, Lobata, Bolinopsidae. Gene Ontology annotation, biological process: endoplasmic reticulum tubular network organization; membrane organization. The record is from RefSeq and is a predicted model, not a curated record. Gene Ontology annotation, cellular component: endoplasmic reticulum; membrane.